AGUGAGAAGCUUUCUUUUUCUUUAUUGAAAUAAUAAUAAUAAUAAUCAUAAUCAUCUAAAAAUCUAACCCUAGACUUGGAUUGAAUUGAAUUUUUUCUUUUUUUUUUUGAGCCCCACCAUCUCAUGUAUGAAGCAUAGUAGUAAAGAUAGUUGAGUUCAGCGAGCUCUGGUCUGGGUUGGAGAUGGCGGCGUUGGAGGCGUUUUCGAAGAGGUUGAUAGAGGAGGUUCAGAAAUGGGGGUGCAUGAAACAGACAGGGGUGAGCUUGAGGUACAUGAUGGAGUUCGGCUCCAAACCCACCCAACGCAAUUUGCUUAUCUCAGCUCAAUUUCUCCACAAGGAGCUUCCCAUUCGGAUUGCCAGGCGCGCUAUCGAGCUCGACUCUCUCCCUUAUGGCCUCUCCCUUAAGCCUGCUGUUUUGAAGGUUCGAGAUUGGUACAUGGACUCGUUCCGUGAUCUGAGAUCGUUUCCGGAGAUAAAAGAUGCAAAUGACGAAAAAGAUUUUACCCAAAUGAUAAAAGCAAUUAAAGUGAGACACAACAAUGUGGUUCCUAUGAUGGCUUUGGGUGUUCAACAGUUGAAGAAACAGCUCUCUCCCACUCGCACUCCCAGCCAAGAUCUUCACGAGAUUCAUCAAUUCCUCGAUCGUUUCUACAUGUCAAGAAUUGGGAUUCGAAUGCUCAUUGGUCAGCAUGUAGAACUGCACAAUCCCAAUCCACCACCCAAUUGUGUGGGGUAUAUUCACACAAGAAUGUCCCCUGUGGAGGUUGCACGCCAUGCCAGUGAGGAUGCCCGUUGCAUAUGCUUGCGUGAGUAUGGCUCUGCACCUGAUAUUAACAUCUAUGGGGAUCCUGAUUUUACUUUCCCCUAUGUCCCAACUCACUUGCAUCUCAUGGUGUUUGAGUUGGUCAAGAACUCCCUGCGUGCAGUCCAAGAGCGCUUCUUGGACUCGGAUAAAGUUCCACCUCCCAUUAGAAUUAUAGUUGCAGAUGGAGAUGAGGAUGUCACUAUUAAGGUCUCAGAUGAAGGAGGUGGCAUUCCCAGAAGUGGUCUCCCCAAAAUCUUCACCUAUCUUUACAGUACUGCUAAGAACCCUCUGGACGAGCACGCUGAUCUUGGAACGGCUGAUACGGUGGUCACCAUGGCUGGAUAUGGAUAUGGGCUCCCUAUAAGUCGCUUGUAUGCUCGGUAUUUUGGAGGAGAUUUGCAGAUUAUCUCUAUGGAAGGAUAUGGAACGGAUGCGUAUCUUCACCUGUCUCGCUUGGGAGAUUCACAAGAACCUUUGCCAUAAGUAAGCAAGUAGUUCCAUAUCUAAGAUAUAAUUGUGAAAAGGGAGGUUAAUUUACUGUCAUUUGUUUAUUCUGUUAAUUUAGAAAGUAAAAAAAAAAAAAGCAUUGAGUAGUUGUGAAUAUUCUUUAUAUGCUUCUUCACUUCACAAAGGUGUAUGAUGACUAUAAUAUCCACUUCUCAAGCAAUUGCAUAAUGACCCUUUGAUUUA
Molecule: messenger RNA, 1496 nt
Organism: Humulus lupulus (European hop)
Lineage: Eukaryota; Viridiplantae; Streptophyta; Magnoliopsida; Rosales; Cannabaceae
Product: pyruvate dehydrogenase (acetyl-transferring) kinase, mitochondrial
Exons: 6
Coding region: 183-1289 (368 amino acids)
Biological process (GO): regulation of glucose metabolic process; protein phosphorylation
Cellular component (GO): mitochondrion
Molecular function (GO): pyruvate dehydrogenase (acetyl-transferring) kinase activity
Source: RefSeq, a predicted model, not a curated record